AUGCUGAGCCGCAUCGAGGAUGCGCGCGUGUUCGGUAGCUCUGACGACGUUAUUUUGCGAUCUUCCAGUAAUCAAAAUGUACAUCAUAAGUUUUCUAAUGGAAUGACGCAUCAGUAUCGCCACCAACAAUGUACUGAUGAUCGUACGGAGGAUGAGCAACUGCAUCCACAGCAUCCCUAUCGAAUGCGGAAACGUGUACUAAAACGCAAUAGCGAGAGUUUUUAUGGAGAAGAGAAGAAUAAACUAUUGCCGACUUGGAAUCAGAGGAUCGAUCGACCUAUGGAGCUUGUUUUUCUCUCUUCAGGAGAGAUAUUAGCAAGGGAAGAUUGUCCGCCAGAUUUGGAACUGCCCAAAAUUCAACACGAUUCAUUUAAACCGAUGAACAAGGAACUGGAUUAUUAUUCUGGUAACUUUACAAAUGGUGAGGAGAGCGAGUAUCCGAGGCAGGUCAGCAAAAUUAAGAAGCAGAUGAAAGUAUCGAAACAACAAAUUCGGCGACUGGUUAUGAGACAACAAUCUACUGAGCAGCAUGCUCCCCUAUCGUCGGUUGCUUAUCAAUUGGAGUCUUUGGUGUCCAAAAAUGAAGAUGUUACGCCAAAUAAUGGUUAUGCAGAGGCUUCCACUAAUGCGAUUGAGAAGCUGGAAAUUGGAGCAACCUAUCAGUUACAUCAAAAUCAAAAAACAACAAAUGACAAAUCAAACCGCGACUUUGAGCAUUUAGCUGCUCAAACUGUAGGAAAAAAAACGUCACAUUCAUCACCAACUCAGGAUCAUUCACAUUCAAGGAAUGACGAUGCACGGUCAGAUUAUUCUAGUGAUAAAGCAUGCUCAGCGUCUGACCUCUCGGACAGUAAUCACGGAGACCAGUCGGCACCUAGUGAUACCACUUCACAUGAUUCAAGACGACAAUCACCACCUUUACAGCAUCAAUCUCAAGAUACAAAAAACGUUUCACAACGCAAAACCAAGCAAUCUCCAAAGAUGAAAGUCAGUCAUUUGGAACUAGAUGCAUCCACUCCAAAAGCUAAGGACCGAGCUUUAUCAAGCGACGAAUAUGAGGCGAAUGAACCGGCAUCGGAAUUGCAAAUAGAAGAGGCGAAUAUUUAUGGAGAAAGGAAGCAGCCACUGAAGGAGCAAGACAAGAAUAAGCAUUUAUGGGACCAAAUUAAAGAAUUAGAAGCACAACUUGCUGCGAAAGACAGCGAAAUGAAUCACAAGAUACAGGAAAUGGCACGUGAGCAUGAGGUGCAAAUGCAGACACAGGAAAAGAGACAAUUUGAUCGAAUUAUUGCGCUAGAAGAACAAGUUCUGCUUCAAGAAACGCAAAUAGCUCGAUCAAAGCAGGUAAAAGACCAGCUCAAAGCUGCAUUGAAACAGCUCAAUAAGUUGGCAAGUAGUCCGAUUGCUGAACAGUGCUCAGACAGCAAAGAAGUGAACAAAUUAAAGACGGAACUGGAUGGCAUGGCGCAGCUUAUUCACGAGUUUUUAAUAAGCGUAGAGCGCUGGAAAGAAAGCAGUAUAAAAGAGAUGCAGUGCUGUGAAAAUGACGCUGAACUGCCAGCCUUAUUUGAGCAUAAGUGGCUGGAUUUUCCGCAAUUUCCAAAAAUGUCGACCAAAGAAUCGUCAUCUUUGAUUCAAGAUCAUUGCCAGGGGCCGACAAUAAAGGUCGACGAACAGACCGACCCUAUUGUAAUAUUAAAAAAGCGUUUGCAUCAACGUGAGGACGAGCUGCGGCAAACGCGCGUCAAGUACUUAGAGCUGAAGGAACUAUGUGCUCGGCAAUGUGUCCGCGAGGCAGACCUCCAGAACUUCAUUAACGAACAUCGGUUGCGUGGAAAUCUUGUCAUUCGCAAAAACAUCGAUAGUAAGCCAGCCACAACUGAAAAUCACCAAGAGGUAGCACAAGAUGACCACGACGAGCAGCAAAACCGUGCAAAACUUAAGAUGAUUUCAAGUCGUGGAACAAACACACCGGCGUGCUUCGAUGACGAUGAGCAUUUCAUUGACGAUGAGUAUUCGGAGACCGAGAAAGAGCUCGACGACUUUGAUGAAGCAAAGGAUGAUUAUGUAGUGCAAGCGCCUAAAGUGAUUGUUCAGGUCAAUCGCGAUGGCAUGUCUGAGCGCACGUCCUCUACACCAUCAGCAGUGGCACAGAAACUCGCGACUGUGAGGCGUCAAAAACAAAGCACGCAAUCGAAGCAGCCGCGUGUUGAACGGAUUCGCUUGAUUCCGUCUCCAAAUUUAACGCAGCGACACAAACGGAUUCCGACUCCAACCACUGCAAAAGCGCAAAAGAAAAAAUCUUCUCAACAGCAUGUUUUGCCUCACUUGUCGUCUGUAUCUCGUAACCACCCGGAUAUGCUUGGUGAGUGUCCGCCUGGAUGUGGAAGUCGUCCCUCAUUUAUGCGGCGAAAACCAUCGACUGCAACGCGAGCAAAAGCAAUUAAGAGGCCGAUUUCGGCGACGUCGUCAAGAGGAGCUGUUGGUGUAAUUCGUCCGUGGAUGUAA
Molecule: messenger RNA, 2508 nt
Organism: Plasmopara halstedii
Lineage: Eukaryota; Oomycota; Peronosporomycetes; Peronosporales; Peronosporaceae
Exons: 1
Coding region: 1-2508 (835 amino acids)
Source: RefSeq, a predicted model, not a curated record